AUGCUUCCUGCACUCAUACUCACUUAUCCAUUGCUGAUGCGCCGCGGCAUACUUUGGCAUCGGCCAUUACCACCAUGGUAUCAGAUCCUGUUUGAACUAGCUGGCUUUAUUAUUACAACUGAAGUUGUCUUUUAUUACAGCCAUCUUUUUCUUCAUCUGCCAGUGAUAUACGAACGGGUACACAAGCAACAUCAUUACUUUCGUGCACCGAUUGGCAUUGUUUCAGAAUAUUCUCAUCCGAUUGAAUUCAUCGUAUCCAGUAUGACAUCUGUCAUAGCAGGUCCUGUGUUAUUUCGUUCUCAUUUACUUACCACGUGGAUUUGGCUUUUGAUUGCUGUCGCAGGUACUAUAAAUCAUCAUUGUGGCUAUCUUAUACCCGGUAUACUUAGUACUGGUCUAGCCAAUCCCAGUUUUCAUGACUUUCAUCAUUCACAAUUUACAGCCAACUUCGGACUGUUAGGCAUACUCGAUCGUCUGCAUGGUACUGAUAAAGCAUGGCGAGCACAUAAGCAGAAAACAGAGAAACAGUAA
Rotaria socialis is the source of this 531-nucleotide messenger RNA. Lineage: Eukaryota; Metazoa; Rotifera; Eurotatoria; Philodinida; Philodinidae. The record is from the annotation of a GenBank genome assembly.